AAUAUUUAUACUCUUUGAUUAUACGUACGCCAAUGUUUGUCUAUUUUGGCCCUAAUGGCCGCCCAUACUCUGACACCGACGAGAAGCUGACAAAACAUGUGCAAAGCAGGAAAGUGAAUAAAAGUCAAGUUUUCGGGAAGCAUUUAUUUGUUGCAAAUGGUGGUUUAUUAAAUCAAGUCCAGCAUCAUGAGAUAUGUGAAUUGUUUGGCCAGUACGGUGGUUUGCAAAAAGUGUCGAUGGUUUCUGGGAAGUCGUACUGUUUCGUCAGUUUUACCGAGUCCGCUUUUGCGAAGGCAGCUUUAGAGAACUUGCAGGCUUAUGAAUUGCAUGAUAAGCAGGGACCAGAGAAGGUCAUCCUUUACUUGAUGUACAUUAACCAAGUUCCUGAGCAUGUAAUGAACACUCCUGACCCCAUGGCUUUACCCCCUGGUCUUGCUUUGGUCUUUGACUUUAUUGAUGAGGCAAUGGAAGAGCAACUUCUUGACAGCCUUCGGUGGGAAGCCAGUGCACAUGCAACAGAUCAAGUGUUGAAACAGCGAAGGGUACAGCACUACGGUUAUAGAUUUUGCUAUGAUACUAACAAUGUUGACCGUGCUAAUCCCUUACCUGGCGGUUUGGGCUUGUAUCAAGAUAUAGCGGACAAACUCUUGGCAGGUGGUCUAAUUAAGAGCCCUCUAGACCAGCUUACCAUCNNGGGAUGUCAUCACUGUCUCUUAUACACAUCUAGAUGUGUUGUUAUGCUAUUUACCCACCCAAGUGGUCACCAAAUACCUGUAGUUGUACCACCAAGAAGUCUGUUAAUUUUUGCAGGUGAAGCUCGUUACCUGUGGUCGCAUGGAAUUGUGUCUAGGAAAAGUGAUGUUAUACCAACCAAAGAUGUAUCAAGUGAGGGGGCUCUGACUGUUGUUCAAAGAAGAACACGUACUUCGUUUACAUAUAGAUCUGUAAAGUGGACUCCUUGUCGAUGCAAGUUCCCUGAACGAUGCGACAGCCAAGGUUAUCUAAAAACCUCUGAGAAAACUGGGGUCAACACCAAAGGCAAAACCCCUGUGAAGCUGCCGAGUUCAGAGUCAGAAGCAGCCAACCUGGAGGCCAAUCAUGUUCACACAGUGUAUGACAGCAUAGCUCCUCACUUCAGCGAAACAAGGUACAAGGCGUGGCCUCCUGUCGUUGAAUUUCUUGAAACGGUACCAGCGGGUUCAGUACUAUUGGAUGUAGGCUGUGGGAAUGGAAAAUACCUUGGAAUUAAUUCAGAAAUUUAUAAGUUUGGGUGUGACCGCAGUAGGAAUCUCAUUGGCAUAUGCCGUGAGAAGUCAUACCAAGCCUUUGUAUGUGACUCGCUUGCCCUUCCAAUCCGCAGUGAUUCUUUGGAUGUCUGUAUUUGUAUUGCUGUUCUUCAUCACUUUACCACUUUGGAAAGAAGACUACAGGGGCUUAUGGAAAUUCUGCGUGUUUUGCGACCUGGUGGUAAGGCUCUUGUUACUGUGUGGGCAAUGGAACAAGAAAAAAACAAGACGAAAUCUACAUACUUGAAAAAGGUGACAGCAGAUGCCAGACAUGGUGGUCAGUCAUAUAAAAUGGAUUUAAAGGAAUUUAAUGAAGUUUUAAAUGAUACAGAUACAAGCAAAGAUGAUAGUGAUAUGUACGGAGAGACUGCAAAAGUAGAAGAUCUAAGUAUUUCUAGUUUAAGUAUAGAACCAUCAAGAUCACAGAAAGCAUCUGCUACAUCAGAGGAUACAGUAAAUACCGAUCUUAGCGUCCACUCAAACAGAACUCAGUUCAAACAGCAAGACAUGCUCGUACCUUGGCAUUUUAAGAAGCCUGGGGAGAAAGCUACCAAUGAAAAGGACUUUCAAGUUUACCACAGAUUCUACCAUGUGUUUGUAGAAGGAGAGCUCGAAUCUUUAUGUCUACAAUGCCCUGGCAUUCAGAUUGAGAAGUGUUAUUACGUGGAAGGGAACUGGUUUAUAAUACUUAACAAAAAUCAAAAUGAUCAUACAAAAUAGAGGGCAGCAUCCAUGUCGAAACAAUUCAGAGUUGUGUGUGCACAGGCUAUAAUAUACAGUGAACCCACUUUUGCCGACAAUGGCAGAAUUUUGCAUUAUAAAACUGAAAACUAUCUGAAAAAAAAAAUGAAUUUUUCAGUUUACAUGCUGCAUAUUUCUCCGUUAGAAGAAGUGGUACAUACCACUUAAGUUCUUGACAAAAACUUAGGUAAUACAUCUUGCUGGUAUGUUGCAGGUCUUUGGGUUCUUAAAUUUAUUUAUAGCCAAUGAAGCCCAUGGGAUUACCUUUAGAAGUGUGUGAUUGUAUUUGGUUGAUUUGUUUACAUUCCGAUGGCUACAGUAUAAUGUCACCAGCCAGUCAUAUUUAGGACUCUCUUGUUAACUCCCAAUGGACAUUCUUAGAAUCAAUUAAGUUUAUGGAGCUGCUGACAGCUCCCUCUGGACCAUGAGAAAGAUCACUCACAACAAUCUGACAGCUCAAUAGACCAUUUCUGCUAAGGGGAACUUUUGCCUCAUGUACCCUAAAUUGGAAUUGUUGCACAAAGAAUUAAAUUGCAAAAAUUCAUUUGCUUGAGAACCUGAAAGACAAUGGAUCUUUCCACUAAACAUCUUUCUGGCGCUGUUCUGAUUGGUCAGUUGUUAAGUUUGAUUGACACUCCAGAAAGGUCUAUUCGAUCCUAAGUGUAAAAAUUCUCUAUAGAAAAUGAAAUUAAGAGUACAAAAAGUGAAGCUAUAUGCUAGGCUUUUCACACAGCCAGUGUUUUAGGCCAUAGAGUGGUAGUGCUAGCUAAGUCUAGGUCUGAAAUCGAGAGUCCCUACCAAAAUUAGGAGCUCUAGUUAAAAUAUAAACUAAAAAAUCAUAACUGUAGGUUUCUGCAUCAUGUUAAAAACGACAGGAAAUUAUGAAAUCCCGAAUGUAAAAGGCCGCAAAAUGUUUCAAUUGGUAAAAUUGCCAAAAUAUAGGGCUGCAAAAAUAAAAGGUUGUACAGUAUACUAAUUGCCUUAAAUCAGUCAAUCACCUUUCUUUUUUCAGUAUAUGAACCUCUCGGAGAGGGUUUUGCCCAUGUUCAUUCUGUUAUCAUUGCAGAUCAAAACAAGGUUUUUAUUGUUGAUUCAAAGACUAACCGAAAAAUAGUCAAUCGUAUCUAUGGGUUACCCAGUCUUCCAAUCUUGACUGGGAACCCAUCAGACUUUAGGUGUUAUCAUAAGAACGAUUGGAUGUCAUAAUCAGGAAUUAAUUAUAAAGCUGUCUUUCUCAUUCGCUAAGUAUAGGAAUAUGGAGUGCCUUCGUUUUCGUGUUUUUGAUCAUCCCUUAUUGGUUCGUUUAUUAUGUAUCUUUCUUUUUUGUGUUCCAGUUUGUGUUCCAAAGACGAAAUACAUGAAAUCAAACUAUA
Molecule: messenger RNA, 3400 nt
Organism: Anneissia japonica
Lineage: Eukaryota; Metazoa; Echinodermata; Crinoidea; Comatulida; Comatulidae
Product: alkylated DNA repair protein alkB homolog 8-like
Exons: 10
Coding region: 33-2006 (657 amino acids)
Biological process (GO): tRNA wobble uridine modification
Cellular component (GO): nucleus; cytoplasm
Molecular function (GO): S-adenosylmethionine-dependent methyltransferase activity; tRNA binding
Source: RefSeq, a predicted model, not a curated record